UGAGGAGACUCUGAGGGGAAGUUUGGCCGCCGCCGCCGCCGCGGGCCCCGUGAGGAGGAGCCGCCGCCGGGAGCGCGGGCCCGGCACCGCCGCGCCGCCAUGGGCAACCGGGGCAUGGAGGAGCUCAUCCCGCUGGUCAACAAGCUGCAAGACGCCUUCAGCUCCAUCGGGCAGAGCUGCCACCUCGACCUGCCGCAGAUCGCCGUGGUGGGCGGGCAGAGCGCCGGCAAGAGCUCGGUGCUCGAGAACUUCGUGGGCCGGGAUUUCCUUCCCCGUGGCUCUGGGAUCGUCACUCGCCGGCCUCUCAUCCUGCAGCUCAUCUUCUCCAAGACGGAAUAUGCCGAGUUCCUGCACUGCAAGUCCAAGAAGUUCACGGAUUUCGACGAGGUCCGGCAGGAGAUCGAGGCGGAGACCGACCGGGUGACGGGCACCAACAAGGGCAUCUCCCCCGUGCCCAUCAACCUGCGCGUGUACUCCCCGCACGUGCUGAACCUGACCCUGAUCGACCUGCCGGGGAUCACCAAGGUGCCGGUGGGGGAUCAGCCGCAGGACAUCGAGUUCCAGAUCCGGGACAUGAUCCUGCAGUUCAUCAGCAGGGAGAGCAGCCUGAUCCUGGCCGUCACGCCGGCCAACAUGGACCUGGCCAACUCGGACGCGCUCAAGAUGGCCAAGGAGGUGGAUCCGCAGGGCCUCAGGACCAUCGGGGUCAUCACCAAGCUGGACCUGAUGGACGAAGGCACCGACGCCCGCGACGUGCUGGAGAACAAACUGCUGCCCCUGCGGAGAGGCUACAUCGGGGUGGUGAACCGCAGCCAGAAGGACAUCGAUGGCAAGAAGGACAUCCGGGCCGCGCUGGCGGCCGAGCGCAAAUUCUUCCUGUCCCACCCGGCCUACCGGCACAUGGCCGAGCGCAUGGGCACGCCGCACCUGCAGAGGGUGCUCAACCAGCAACUGACCAACCACAUCCGGGAGACGCUGCCCUCGCUGCGCAGCAAGCUGCAGAGCCAGCUGCUGUCCCUGGAGAAGGAGGUGGAGGAGUACAAGAACUUCCGUCCCGACGACCCCGCCCGCAAAACCAAAGCCCUGCUGCAGAUGGUGCAGCAGUUCGGGGUGGACUUUGAGAAGAGGAUUGAGGGCUCGGGGGACCAGGUGGACACUCUGGAGCUCUCCGGGGGCGCCAGGAUCAACCGGAUUUUCCACGAGAGAUUCCCCUUUGAGCUGGUGAAGAUGGAAUUUGACGAGAAGGAUUUGAGGCGGGAGAUCAGCUACGCCAUCAAGAACAUCCACGGGGUGAGGACGGGGCUGUUCACUCCUGACCUGGCCUUCGAGGCCAUCGUCAAGAAGCAGGUGGUGAAGCUGAAGGAGCCGUGCCUGAAAUGUGUGGACCUGGUGAUCCAGGAGCUGAUCAACACCGUGCGCCAGUGCACCAGUAAGCUGGGCUCCUACCCCCGGCUGCGGGAGGAGACCGAGCGCAUCGUCACCACCCACAUCCGCGAGCGGGAGGGCAAAACCAAGGACCAGAUCCUGCUGCUCAUCGACAUCGAGCUCUCCUACAUCAACACCAACCACGAGGAUUUCAUCGGCUUCGCCAACGCCCAGCAGCGGAACACGCAGACCAACAAGAAGAGAGCGAUCCCAAACCAGGGGGAGAUCCUGGUGAUCCGCCGGGGCUGGCUGACCAUCAACAACAUCAGCAUCAUGAAGGGCGGCUCCAAGGAGUACUGGUUCGUGCUCACCGCCGAGUCGCUCUCCUGGUACAAGGACGAGGAGGUACCGCCCCAGAACGGGCAAAAACGGGCAAAAACGGGCAAAAAAGGGGCAAAAACGGGGCGAAAACAGGCCCAGAACGGGCAAAAACGGACCCAGAACGGGCAAAAAUGGGCAAAAACGGCCCCAAAAUGGGCAAUUUGGGGUUCUUGAGGGGAAAAUGGGGAAAAUCCGGGAUGCCAGAGAGAAAAAUGGGGAAAUUCCCAGAUUCCAGAAGGAAAAAUGGGGGAAAUCUGGGAUUUCCUGGGGGAAAUCUGGGUGUUCCAGAAGGAAAAACGGGGGAAAUCUGAGGUUCUUGGUGGAAAAAUGGGGAAAAUCCAGGGGUUUCAGAAGGAAAAAUGGGGAAAAUCUGGGAUUCUGGGGGGGAAAUGGGGAAAGUCUGGGAUUCCUGGAGCUCUGGAGGGAAAACCUGGGCUGUGGGGGUGGGAUCUGGGGUUCCUGGGGAGGGGUCCCCGGAUGAGGGGUGAUUAGCGCUCGGGGUUAAUGAUCAGAUCCCCAAUUCCCCUGGAAGGGUGGGGGGGGGUCUGGGGGCUCCUGCCCCCCUCUGGGUGACCCCAAUUCCCAAAGGGAUCCCUCAGGGUGCUGCAGACCCCCCCCAAUUCCCAAAGGGAUCCCUCAGGGUGCUGCAGACCCCCCCCCCAAUUCCCUAAGGGAUCCCUCAGGGUGCUGCAGACCCCCCUCCCAAUUCCCUAAGGGAUCCCUCAGGGGUGUCCAGGGGUGCUCCAAGACCCCCCCUCAGGGCUCUCCAGAGCCCCCCUCCCUGGGCAGGGCUGGGGCAGCUCCAGCCCCUCCCUGGAGGUUUUGGGGUCUCCAGCCCCUCCUGGGGUUUUGGGGUCUCCAGCCCCUCCCUCUCCUCCGCUGCCGGGACCCGGGCUGUGGGGAGGGGGCUCUGCCGUGACUGGGGGGGCUCUGGGGGGGCCGCAGCCCACUGAGGCUCAGGGAGCGGAGGCACGGACACCCACACGGACACGGGGACACCCACACGGACACAGGGACACCCACACGGACACGGGGACACCCACACGGACACGGACACCCACACGGACACGGGGACACCCACACGGACACGGGGACACCCACACGGACACGGGGACACCCACACGGACACGGACACCCACACGGACACGGGGACACCCACACGGACACGGACACCCACACGGACACGGACACCCACACGGACACGGGGACACCCACACGGACACGGACUCGGCGUUUAUUUCCCGGGACUCUCCGGGCGCGGCUCUCGGAGCCCAUCCCGCUUUUCCUUUGUUCCUCCGGCCUCUUCCAGGCCAAUCCCGAGCCCCGCAGACC
Messenger RNA from Serinus canaria (Common canary), 3078 nucleotides. RefSeq names its product dynamin 2 (gene DNM2). Gene Ontology annotation, cellular component: cytoplasm; membrane; microtubule. The coding region runs from base 100 to 1920 and encodes 606 amino acids. Gene Ontology annotation, molecular function: GTPase activity; GTP binding; microtubule binding. The record is from RefSeq and is a predicted model, not a curated record. The transcript has 15 exons. NCBI's taxonomy places the organism in Eukaryota, Metazoa, Chordata, Aves, Passeriformes, Fringillidae.